AUGGAAUGGACUGUAGUCAGAAAUCAGUACACAUUAGAUUAUGCAACAAAAGAAAAACACAAAAUAUACCCAAGAAAUCCAGAAGGGUUAACAUCUUUAUGGGUUGGAAAUGUUGUACCAGAUGUAACUGAAAAAGUGCUUAGCCAGUUGUUCUCGAAACAAGGUCAUGUUACAAGUGUACGGCUUUUGAAGGAAAAAUACUGCGCUUUUGUAAACUAUGCCAACAAGGCUGCUGCUGGCCGUGCUAUGGAGGCGCUGCAGGGCCAUGAACUGUGUGGCCAAAGACUCCUUAUAAAAUUCCCUGACAAUCCUAUUGUUAAUGGUGCACAGAAUGUUAUCCUCAGGAAAUCUAAACCACAACCAAUAAAAAACAAUGUUAAAGUGAAUGGUGCUGCAGGUGUGGUCACCAGUAAUAUUCUUUUCCCACAAAGCCAAGCCCAGACCCAGCCUCAAGCCAACGCCGCCAAACUCAAGGGACCAGUUAACGGAGAUGAGUGUUACUUUUGGCGCACGACAGGAUGUGCCUUUGGUGAAGCUUGCAAACACAAGCACAUUCCAAACAACAAAGGAAUUGACAGAAAACCUUGGCAGAUGUAAUUUUUAUGUACCCAAUUUUUAGCUAUUCUCCUAGUUCAGAAAAAAAACGAAUUUCAUAUAAAAAAAUAAUAAAAAUACAAAUGAAAAAUAUUAUAAAUAAUAUAUUGUACGAAAACAUCUGAAGCAGUUGGAUGCAAAAUUUAUAUAUUUUUGUUUCUUUCUAUUCUUUUAGAAUUUUAGAAAAAAAUUUAUUAAUGUAGGCUAUUGGUUGUAGAUUUCAAAUCAGAUAUGAAAUUGUGGAGGUUAUUUAUGUCUGGGAAUGCCCUAAGAUGCCUUGUCUGUGGUGCUUAUCAUACAUUAAACCUUUCUGUGCUCUCUGUCAAAGAUGCAGGUACUUACAGGCCAUCUUGGCUGUUCACAAAUUUAUGGAAAAAGAAAAAAAAACGAAAACAAAUAGAGAAAAAAAAAGAGGAAGAAGAGGUUAUCUUUAAGUUGUGUGAAGAGUUGAAAGUAAUAUAGGAAGACUUUUCUACUGGAAUAAUCAAGGCAUGUAACUAUAGACAGUUCUUAUUUGAGCCUUGUUUUUCAUCAUUUUCUAUUCUGAGAUAUAGUUUUAUAAAUUUGUCUGUUUGCAAAGUUUUAUAUUUUAGCUGUGGUUACAACGAGGUUUUGGUGUAGCUGAAUUUUUGAAAAUGCAAGUUUAACAUAUACUGAGUAUGUAGAAAAUUUAUUGUUAGAUUUAAAGAGAAAAAAAAAGAGAAAAAAUUCUUUUCAAUUUUUGAAAUUUGCACUUGAAAUGAUACUAUGAAAUAUCAAAUUGCAAUAAUGUACAACUUAAAUCAUGUAAAGCGCCGUCUUAGCAUUCCAAGAAUAUGGCAGUUUAAAAAGAGUUUACUUUAUUUAAUGGUUUGCAAGCCUGACUAUUUUUAAUUUCUAAAGAUAAAGACAAUACAGUAAAAUAAUAUUUUUUCUUGUCCCAGCAGUCACUUGCAGAAGUAGAGCAGCACAAAAUGGUAUACAAGCUCUUUUUUUUUUAUUAUUAUUAUUAUUUUUUUUUUUUUCUUAAGAUUCAGGA
Molecule: messenger RNA, 1612 nt
Organism: Penaeus indicus
Lineage: Eukaryota; Metazoa; Arthropoda; Malacostraca; Decapoda; Penaeidae
Product: splicing factor 3B subunit 4-like
Exons: 4
Coding region: 1-597 (198 amino acids)
Molecular function (GO): metal ion binding; RNA binding
Source: RefSeq, a predicted model, not a curated record